Pyricularia grisea is the source of this 3162-nucleotide messenger RNA. RefSeq lists its product as uncharacterized. Lineage: Eukaryota; Fungi; Ascomycota; Sordariomycetes; Magnaporthales; Pyriculariaceae. The coding region runs from base 463 to 2721 and encodes 752 amino acids. Gene Ontology annotation, biological process: signal transduction; regulation of GTPase activity. Gene Ontology annotation, cellular component: cytoplasm. The record is from RefSeq and is a predicted model, not a curated record. The transcript is spliced from 5 exons.
UUUGCACAAAGAUUUGGGGAAUACUGAAACCGACCAACCAUUUACCAAUCUGCACUGUCUAUUUUAACACACGACGAGGAAGAGACAAACAUAAUCCUCAACACUCGCAUAAUUCUCGCAUGGUUCUAGAAUUUGCUUCUCUCACUUCUUCUACCAAGAAAACAGCAAUUUUGAAAUUCUUUUUGCCUUCCACGGCACGGACGUGAUUGACGAGCACCCGCGUUGCAUUUCAUCUAAUCAUCGUCUGUUUCUUAUUAUCUACUGCUGCGUGAGCAGAGUCAAAAUCUUCAACGGGCGGGCGUCACUGCACGCCAACGGCGGCUCUCCGCCUUGAACUAGACUAGCCUGAGCGACCAAGCUCAGUUCCAAGCCAAACGGCGAUUAAACCCGGCUUGCCCGGGCUUGAGUAAAUAGAGGCACCGAGAGCAGACGAUCCCGCAAGUUUUCCCACACGAGCCCGCAAUGGCAACCGAAGUCUCGCAACAUCCCUCAGAGGGCCUGCCACAUCACCCCAGAGAUCGCUCCGGGAGCAUGUCAGUCGAAGCACUGGCGUCGGCCGCCGGUGCUGCGCCCGAGAAUGGAGGCGGCUCCUCCCGAGACGACGCCGCGAGAAUGUCGUCACCGGUUCCCGAUGCGGGCAACAGCGAGAUUGAGAGGCAGGUGCAGGAGGUCCUAUCUUCCGAAAUCGGAAUCUCGACGCUCCUGAACAGAUUAAAACAAACCAUAAGCUCAGCAAAAGAGUUUGCGCAGUUUCUUAAGAAGCGCGCCGCGAUCGAGGAGGACCACGCCUACGGCAUGCGCAAGCUGUGCAAGACGACGCAGGACAUGAUGCAGCGGCCGGACCACAAGCAGGGCAGUUUCUCGGACGCCUACCACAGCAUGAUGGUGAUUCACGACAAGAUGGCGCAAAACGAGCUGCAGUUCUCCUCUUCGCUGCAGCAGAUGCACGACGACCUGGUCGAGCUGGCCGCAAUCGCUGAGAAGAACCGCAAGGGGUGGAAGGUCAACGGCCUGGCUGCGGAGCAAAAGGUGGCCGACAUGGAGGCAUCGGUGCGCAAGCUCAAGGCAAAGCUGGAUUCGACGGCUGAGGAGUACGAGCGCGUCCGCACCGGCGACUCGAGCCAGAAGGGGGCCAAGAUGUUCGGCUUCAAGGGACCCAAAUCGGCGGCCCAGCACGAGGAUGACCUGUUGCGCAAGGUACAGGCGCUAGACCAGGACUUCCGUUCGCGGGUUGAUAUGUUGCAGGCGGAAAAGUCGGAGCUUAUCAACUCGACUAGACCUGAAGCUGUGAAGGCUCUACAGGAUAUCAUCAAGGAGUGUGAUGCUGGUUUAGCGCUUCAAAUCCAGAAAUUCGGGGUGUGGCCUUUAGCAUCCUUCAACGAGAAGCUGUUACUGAGCAAUGGCCUCAGCAUAAGUCCGCUGAAGAAAGAGGGUGAUAUCAAGAGUUUGCGGGAUGUCGUCACUGCGAUCAACAACGAGAACGAUCUUAGCAACUACGUGGCUGGUCAUUUUAGACAGUUGCCCUCACGAGCAGGGGAGCUCAAGUACGAAAGGCAUUCGGUUCUUGGCGGAGGACCAUCGAUGGCGGGAGCAUUGGCAGGAAACCAGGGCCCAACACCACAACCUUACGGACAACCAGGGGGCCAGUACAACAUGGCUCAGCAGCAAUUCAACUCUGGUCCUGCUCAACAACAAUCGAACAACCCUCCCAUGGGAGGAGUCCCACCGAUGGCUGGGGCUCAACGACCAUCAUCAAGGGGUCAUGAGCGUAGCUUUAGUCAUGGUAGCCUUCUGAGCAACCCACAGAUAUCUCAACAGCAACAGCAACCUGCGCGAAACUCGGCACAGGCGGCUGUUCCUGGCCCAGGAUUCAAUGGACCGCCGCAGCUAGGUGCUCUAUCUUUCCAACAACAGCCAACAUUGCAGCAGAUGCAACCCCAAUCGCAGCCACAGCCACACCAGCAGCAACCGCAGCAACCGCAGCACAACAUGGGCCCAGUGAACCCGUUGAUGCAACAUCCACCUCAGCAUGGUAAUGGUGGACGGCCGGGAUCACCAAGCUACGGCCAGGGAGGACGAAACCAGUCGCCACCACACGGGGCUUCAGUGCGGCCUGUAUUCGGCUCAUCAUUGAACCGACUGUACGAGAGAGACGGACUCGCCGUUCCGCAGGUCGUGUACCAGUGCAUCACGGCUGUGGACUUUUAUGGUCUGAACGUGGAGGGUAUCUACAGGCUCUCUGGGUCUGUCCCGCAUGUGAAUAAACUCAAGAAUAUGUUUGAUACUACUGUAGCCUCGGAUUCGCCCAGCCUUGAUUUCAGGAACCCUGAAAACUUCUUCCACGACGUCAAUAGUGUGGCGGGGCUUCUGAAGCAGUUCUUCCGUGACCUCCAAGACCCGCUCUUGACAAGGGAACACUACUCUGCAUUUAUAGAAGCUGCCAAAAACGAAGACGACAUUGUUCGACGUGAUUCGAUGCACGCCAUUAUCAACAACCUGCCCGAUCCAAACUAUGCAACUCUCCGUGCGCUGGCCUUGCAUCUCCACCGCGUCAUGGAGAACAGCCACGUCAACAGGAUGAAUUCGCAGAAUCUGGCCAUCGUUUUCGGACCGACUCUUAUGGGCACUGGUGCUCACAGCGAUAUUUCGGACGCAGGCUGGCAGGUCAGGGUUGUGGAUACAAUUUUGAUCAACACCUUGGAGAUUUUUGACGAUGACUGAACUUGCUGAUCCUUGAUUGAGUGGGGGAAAUUGGGGUGCUUUUCGUGAUGAUGAUGACGACGAGGUUCUUGCUGUUGGUUCUCUGUCAACGAUUACCUAGCGAGUUUGGGGGAGUUUGGCUGCAUCAUGAUCCAAACACAUUCAUUGGUCGGAGUUUCUCUUUUUUUUAUAUUCUUAUUCCCAGCCUGUGUAUCAUGGCUCUUUGUUGGUGUAACGGCAUCGGUGAAGGCAUAUUUGACUUUUGCUCCUGUUUCUUUUCAUCGCUUGGUUCAUCAUUUUGAUGCCCUUGUCUGUGACGAGACCAUGUCCACUGCCGCGUUUACUGUCCAUUUUUAAGGUCUUGGGUUUGAUGGGCGCAACCAUUUGAGCUUUGAUAUCUUUGGUGUAUCAUACAUACAUACUGCUUUUUAUGCCGCUUUCAUAUGGAAAGUUAUCAUUCCC